Drosophila virilis is the source of this 2097-nucleotide messenger RNA. RefSeq names its product diphthamide biosynthesis 1 (gene Dph1). Gene Ontology annotation, molecular function: 2-(3-amino-3-carboxypropyl)histidine synthase activity. Gene Ontology annotation, biological process: protein histidyl modification to diphthamide. Lineage: Eukaryota; Metazoa; Arthropoda; Insecta; Diptera; Drosophilidae. The record is from RefSeq and is a predicted model, not a curated record.
AGCAUUCCGUUCAAAGUGCGCGCGUUAUAUAUAACCAACUUUCUUGUUGCACGUUGCGCUGUGUGGCCUACGUGACUCAGAAACAGUUAUCAAUGGCGCAACAACAGCUGCUUCAGCUGAGUUCACUGACCAAUUUUCGUGCAACAGCAACCCCUGAGGCAAGCAGCAUUUAAAUUUGAACUGUUUUCGUAGACAGUCAUUAAUUGCAAAUAUUAUUUCGAGCAGUGUACAAGUGUGCACACGUGUGUCUAUUAAAUAAUCAGCAACUAAAUAAUAAUAAAAACAAAGUACAACAACAAAAACAAAAGUGAACGUCUAGGAAAUCGCAGAGAAAACCUUGGCGCGUUUGCCAUUCGACAGUUGCAACUAAAAUAAUUAGUUCUAAAGUGAAGCUCCAUUCAGUGGACAACAUGUUGGACAUUGUCCAACCCGGCGAUCAGCUGAACAGCGGCAGCAGCAGCAGUGAUGUGGUCGUCAUUCGAGCCAAGCCAAAGAAGGUGUUCAAGCCAAAGGCGCGCAUCAAUCGCAUGCCACAGGAGCUGCUCGAUGAUCCGCAACUGCAGCGGGCCAUUGCUAGGCUGCCCUCGAACUACAACUUUGAGCUGCACAAGACCAUAUGGCGCAUACGGGAAACGAAGUCGAGGCGUGUUGCCUUGCAGCUGCCAGAGGGCCUGCUGAUGUACGCAAUGGUAAUAAGCGAUAUUAUAGAGCGUUUCACAAGCGCGGACACUGUCAUCAUGGGCGAUGUGACUUAUGGCGCAUGUUGCGUUGAUGACUACACGGCGCAGGCCUUGGGCGCAGAUCUGCUGGUGCACUAUGGCCACAGCUGUUUAAUACCCGUCGAUCAGACCUGCGGCAUUAAAGUUCUAUACAUCUUUGUGGACAUUAAAAUCGAUCCGCUGCAUUUUCUCGACUCAGUCAAGCUGAACUUUAAGCCCGAGGACGGCCAAAUAGCCCUGGUCAGCACAAUACAGUUUGUAACCACGCUUCAAUCAGCUGCAACCGAGCUGAAAGCAGCCGGCUACGAUGUGCUCGUGCCACAGGCCAAGCCGCUGAGUCCGGGUGAAAUAUUGGGCUGCACUUCGCCCCAGCUGCCGGAGACAACGCAAAUGAUAAUCUACCUGGGUGACGGACGUUUCCACCUGGAAUCCGCCAUGAUUGCCAACCCGCUGCUGAAGGCCUACAAGUACGAUCCGUACGAGAAAAAGUUCACAGUGGAGCAUUAUGAUCACAAGGCCAUGCAAGGCUUGCGACAUGCGGCCGUGCAGCGCGCCAAGCAAGCGCAACGCAUUGGCAUCAUCCUAGGCACACUUGGUCGACAGGGCAGCGCUCGUGUGCACCGAUUUCUGGAGAAGCGUCUGCAUGCCAAGGGCAUUGCGACCACCACCAUACUGCUGUCUGAGAUCUUUCCACAGAAGCUGGCACUGUUUGCUGACAUUGAUGCCUUCGUGCAAAUUGCCUGUCCACGCCUGUCCAUUGAUUGGGGCUCGGCCUUUGAGCAGCCACUGCUGAAUCCCUAUGAGCUGUCUGUGGUGCUGGGCGACAUUGAGUGGACGCCAGAUAAUGCCUCGCCACGCAACAAUGCUUAUCCCAUGGAUUUCUAUGCUAGCGGCAGCCUGGGCCCCUGGACGCCUAACUUUAAGCCACCAGCGCUGGGCGAAUGCGAGAACCGGCCCUCGGCAGACUGUUGUGGACGCUGCACGCGUGCUGAGUUAGAGAAGGACGAAACCGGCAAGGCGGCAGCAUUAGCCGACAUACUUGAUUUUAAGAAGGGCUAAACGAUGCUACAAUUUGCAGUUUGAGGACACCUGAAGCUUUCCUCAUUUCUCUCAAGCGUCUUAAGCGACUUAAUGCUAAGUAACUAAGUAACUAGGUGAUUUAGUUUAUGUGCCCGCCCAGCCCAAAUGUAAUAUGGUAUAGCUACUAAUUUAAGUUAGUACAAAUUUGAUUUCUAGCUUAUAUAGCGCUAUGUAUAAUACAUUAGCGCAACUUUUGUGUUCAUGCAUCUUCCCUUUGAUAACGUUACAGCAUUCAUAAAAUAUUCUAGUUUUUAGUUACAUAUCCAGAAACAAAUAUAAAAAACAAAUGUUAACACAA